Ricinus communis (castor bean) is the source of this 1337-nucleotide messenger RNA. RefSeq names its product probable F-actin-capping protein subunit beta. The transcript is spliced from 8 exons. Lineage: Eukaryota; Viridiplantae; Streptophyta; Magnoliopsida; Malpighiales; Euphorbiaceae. Gene Ontology annotation, biological process: actin cytoskeleton organization; barbed-end actin filament capping; cell morphogenesis. The record is from RefSeq and is a predicted model, not a curated record. Gene Ontology annotation, molecular function: actin filament binding. The coding region runs from base 292 to 1059 and encodes 255 amino acids. Gene Ontology annotation, cellular component: F-actin capping protein complex; cytoplasm.
AAUAAAAUAAUAGUGUGGCAGCUCUAGGAAAUAUGGACCGCGAAAACUAGAAAAUGGAAAGGAGAAAGAGGGAGAGUGGGUUUCAACUUUCAAUUCAUUAAUAUAUACAGUAGAAUUGGUUCCCGCGAGGGAAACUCGGAUCAAACAACGCGCCUCUUUCCUCCUCUUUAAUUUUAUUGUUUUUCUUUUUCUUUUUGUAGUUAAAAUUCCCCAGUUUUAACAACAGAAUUCAAAUUCCUCGUUUUUGUUUUUCGUUCCAUUUUUGAAGUUAUUUUAAAAUAGAAAACAGAAAUGGAAGCAGCAAUGGGAUUAAUGAGGAGAAUACACCCGAAGCAAUCGGAAACUGCACUCUCCGCUCUCCUUAGCCUUCUCCCUCACCACUCCUCCGAUCUCCUUUCUCAAGUUGAUCAACCUCUCCAGGUCUUAUGCGAUUUAGAUUCUGGAAAGGAAUUCAUACUGUGCGAAUACAACAGAGAUGCAGAUUCUUACAGAUCACCUUGGUCAAAUAAAUAUUAUCCACCACUGGAAGAUGCACUUUGUCCAUCUGCAGAGCUGAGGAAACUUGAAAUUGAAGCAAAUGAAGUCUUUGCCAUCUAUCGUGACCAGUAUUAUGAAGGCGGCAUCUCAUCUGUUUACAUGUGGGAAGAUGAUAAUGAAGGUUUUGUUGGCUGUUUUUUGGUAAAGAAAGAUGGCUCAAAGACAGGGCAGGGCAGAAGGGGUUAUCUGCAGGAGGGAGCAUGGGAUGCCAUUCAUGUCAUUCAAGUGGGACCAGAAGAGGAAGGAACAGCCCAUUAUUGUUUGACCAGUACUGUUAUGUUGUCUUUGACCACAAAUGAUGAGUCAUCUGGCACAUUCAAUCUCUCAGGGUCUAUUAGAAGACAGAUGAACAGGGACCUCUCAGUUGCAGAUGGCCAUCUUUGUAACAUGGGAGGGAUGAUAGAAGAAAUGGAGGGUAAGCUCAGGAACUCACUAGAUCAGGUUUAUUUCGGCAAGACAAAAGAGAUGGUUUGCACUCUGCGACCCCCAUCUGAAGUUGUGAUGAGACUGCCAAGUAUCUGAUGAUCAAAGGAUGAUGGCAACUGAAAAUACAUAGCAUUUGUCCUAGAAAUUUGCACAACGGUGUGAUUGCUGGAGGAUAUCUGUAGAUUUUUUUUAUUUUUUAUUUUUAUCUCUUUACCUUUUGCUCCUUUAGUUGGGAUCUUGUGCAAAGCUUGUCUUUUCAUAGUAAACUAAGGCAGUUCCUUUUGCACAGGAGAGCAAGCCGUUUGUGUUUUUCUUGUGAAGACAACAUCAUUUGAACCCGUUUUCAGUUUAUUGUAUUGCUGCAUUAUCUACCA